Molecule: messenger RNA, 1496 nt
Organism: Trematosphaeria pertusa
Lineage: Eukaryota; Fungi; Ascomycota; Dothideomycetes; Pleosporales; Trematosphaeriaceae
Product: FtsJ-domain-containing protein
Exons: 1
Coding region: 96-1265 (389 amino acids)
Biological process (GO): tRNA methylation; cytoplasmic translation
Cellular component (GO): cytoplasm
Molecular function (GO): tRNA methyltransferase activity
Source: RefSeq, a predicted model, not a curated record
AUUCUUGGCAGUCGAUCAUCCAGAUGAGUUGAGAAGUAAACCGCCAAAAUCAACAUUAGACUCACUUAGGGCACAACAGUCCCAUCCACAUCAAAAUGGGCAAGUCCUCAAAAGACAAGCGCGAUGCAUACUACAGGCUCGCCAAAGAAGAAGGCUGGCGGGCGCGGUCAGCAUACAAGCUUCUCCAGCUCGACGAAGAAUUCAACCUCUUCGACGGCGUCACCCGCGUAGUGGAUCUGUGCGCGGCGCCUGGCAGCUGGAGCCAGGUCCUGUCUCGCGUGCUGAUUAAAGGCGAGAAGUUCGGCCGCGCCGGCUGGGAAGAGAAGCAGAAGGAGGCGAGGAGAUAUGUGCUAGGCCUAGAUAAGGAAGAAAAGGAGGUUGCCGGAGAAGAGGCGAAGGCUACAGAAGAAGAAGAGCAGGACAAGCACCUGAAGCCGCGAGAGGGCGUGAGGAUCGUUGCGAUCGAUUUGCAGCCCAUGAGUCCGCUGGAGGGGGUCACGACGCUGCGGGCGGAUAUCACACAUCCCUCGACCAUUCCGAUACUGUUGAAGGCACUGGACCCAGACUCCUUCGAUCCGAAAGCUACGUCUGCGUCCCAUCCCGUCGACCUCGUCAUCUCCGACGGAGCUCCUGAUGUCACUGGCCUCCACGAUCUCGAUAUCUAUGUGCAGAGUCAGCUUCUCUGGGCGGCGCUGAAUCUGGCCCUGUGUGUUCUGAAGCCCGGCGGGAAGUUUGUAGCCAAGAUCUUCAGAGGCAAGGACGUGGACCUCCUGUUCGCGCAGCUGAAGAUCGUGUUUGAACGUGUGAGAGUCGCCAAGCCGCGGAGUAGUCGCGCGAGCAGCAUCGAAGCGUUCGUGGUGUGCGAGGGUUUCUGUCCGCCGAAGGGAUUCAGAGCGAGCCUGGACACGCCGCUUGGCACGGAGACACAACUCUCCACCGCUCAGAAGCCUCGAUUAAAGAAAGAGACUGCGGCAACACGCAGAGUGCGGGAGGACGGUGCGAUCGAGCUGGAUCUUGGGCCCGAAGAGGAGGUCGAAGACGACGGAGAGGAAGGUGGCUCAAGAUGGAUAGCUCCUUUUUUGGCGUGCGGCGAUCUCUCUGCGUAUGAUUCGGAUGCUACUUAUCACCUGCCUAAGGAUAGAGUCAGCUUGGAUCCCGUGCAGCCGCCAACUGCACCGCCCUACAAGCGAGCUCUGGAAAUGAGGAAGUUGGCUGGAGGCGCGUACGGGAAGACCAAGGGCCAGGAACGUAAAGACAUCACUUGAAAAUGCCAAAAGACUAUGACUACACAUACCACCGUGAAGAGCGAGCGAUUGAGGCGUUCGAAACUUGUGGUAGCUUGAAUUGUUCCCACACCAUCAUACGAGUCCCUCUGUAAUUAUUCUCUUGCCUCCCCCAACCAACCAGUCUACCGGCGAUAUUUCGCAUACCGCAGGUGCGACGACUUCAGCCGCCUCUAGAAUAACUCAACGACGGCCCCAAACGCUGCUGGAGUA